CCCCGUGUCGCGCCUCCGCGCGACUCACGCCUCUCCCAGUCUCUCGGCACGACCUCGUGCCCCGCCCUCGCCCCUCGGCGCAAUUUAUGCCCCGCCCCGCGCCUCGCCACAUCCCCUGCCCCGCCCCCGCUUCUCCGGGCAACUCCUGCUCCAACCCCGGGCCCGACUCCUGGCCCUCCCCGCCCCUCGCCACGCCUCGCCUCGCCUUAGCGCUUCGCCGCGUCCCUGUCCUGCCUCUACUUCCGCCUCGGGGGAGCUGGGAGCCCGACGUUUCCGGGAGCGCCGCGUGGUUAGCGUCGGCGGCUUUUGGCAUGGCGACUUUUUCUGGCCCGGCUGGGCCAAUCCUGUCGCUUAAUCCGCAGGAAGAUGUCGAGUUUCAAAAGGAGGUGGCGCAGGUUCGCAAGCGCAUAACCCAGCGAAAAAAACAAGAACAACUUACUCCUGGAGUAGUCUAUGUGCGCCACCUACCUAACCUACUUGACGAAACCCAGAUCUUUUCAUAUUUCUCCCAGUUUGGCACUGUGACACGGUUCAGGCUGUCCAGAAGUAAAAGGACUGGAAAUAGCAAAGGCUAUGCAUUUGUGGAGUUUGAGUCUGAGGAUGUUGCCAAAAUAGUUGCUGAAACAAUGAACAACUACCUGUUUGGUGAAAGACUCCUGGAGUGUCAUUUUAUGCCACCUGAAAAAGUACAUAAAGAACUCUUUAAAGACUGGAAUAUUCCAUUUAAGCAGCCAUCAUAUCCAUCAGUGAAACGGUAUAAUCGGAAUCGGACACUAACACAAAAGCUACGGAUGGAGGAGCGAUUUAAAAAGAAAGAAAGAUUACUCAGGAAGAAAUUAGCUAAAAAAGGAAUUGAUUAUGAUUUUCCUUCUUUGAUUUUACAGAAAACGGAAAGUAUUUCAAAAACUAAUCAUCAGAUGUCUACAAAAGGCCAGGUUUUACGUAAGAAGAAGAAAAAAGUUUCAGGUACUCUUGACACUCCUGAGAAGACUGUGGAUAGCCAGGGCCCCACACCAGUUUGUACACCAACGUUUUUGGAGAGGCGAAAAUCUCAAGUGGCUGAACUGAAUGAUGAUGAUAAAGAUGAUGAAAUAGUUUUCAAACAGCCCAUAUCCUGUGUAAAAGAAGAAAUACAAGAGACUCAAACACCUACACAUUCACGGAAAAAAAGACGAAGAAGAAGCAAUCAGUGAUUUUCAAUGUAUUAUAUUUCUUUUGAAAAAUAUAUUUUUAUGAGAGUGGACUUUGUAUUUCACUAGGUACAAUGAAAUACAACCUUUGACAAGAUUUUCAGAGGAAAAAUACACUGUUUGGUCAAGUUAAGGAAAGCAGUGUGUAAUUUUGGAUUGCCUGCCCUUGGCUGAAAUACAGGGGUGCAUACCAGCUUGCAGUGGCUUGGCUGACAUUGCCUCUUUGUCCUGGCCUCUAGUUUUCUUUUGAUAUUUCAUAGCUCUCCUUAGUUUACUCUGCCUGGAUAGAAAGUUGACCACUAACUGCAGGUUUAAGUACUAAACUGCAGCCUUUUCUGUCGCCAGCAAUUAAAGACCACCAAUCUUGUUUGUCCACCUACAUGGUUUGUCGGGGACAUUUAACUCAUGGGGGUGCUUUAGAUUUCAACAUCAGAUGGUUGAAGCUGGAAGUUUAAUUAUAUGUAGAGUGAGAAGGCAGUUCCAGUGUUAGCACAGAUUUGUUUAUGUGUUCAGAUUUUAAUAGAGAUUCAAAAAUGACUCAUUUUUACCAAUAAUGUUAAAUUAGUUUUGGUUGUGCUAGCAUGAAUUGAUAACCACCAUUUUAUACCAGUAUCAUCAGUGAAGAAUUGCAUUUCAAGAUUCAAACAAUAACCAGCAAUUAAACUUUUUUUCUACAAUUUA
Molecule: messenger RNA, 1871 nt
Organism: Gorilla gorilla gorilla (western lowland gorilla)
Lineage: Eukaryota; Metazoa; Chordata; Mammalia; Primates; Hominidae
Gene: NIFK
Product: nucleolar protein interacting with the FHA domain of MKI67
Exons: 7
Coding region: 87-1193 (368 amino acids)
Molecular function (GO): RNA binding
Source: RefSeq, a predicted model, not a curated record